Colletotrichum graminicola M1.001 is the source of this 921-nucleotide messenger RNA. RefSeq names its product methylthioadenosine phosphorylase. Gene Ontology annotation, biological process: nucleoside metabolic process. The transcript is spliced from 3 exons. The record is from RefSeq and is a predicted model, not a curated record. Gene Ontology annotation, cellular component: cytosol. The coding region runs from base 1 to 921 and encodes 306 amino acids. NCBI's taxonomy places the organism in Eukaryota, Fungi, Ascomycota, Sordariomycetes, Glomerellales, Glomerellaceae. Gene Ontology annotation, molecular function: S-methyl-5-thioadenosine phosphorylase activity.
AUGGCCAGCCUUCCUGAGACCUUUGACCGACCUGUCCACAUCGCCGUCAUCGGCGGCACCGGCUUGGGCAAGCUUGAGGGCUACACCCCCGUCGCGUCCCUGACCCCGACGACGCCAUGGGGCAAGCCCUCAUCGCCUAUCCAGAUUCUUGAACAUAAUGGAGUGCCCAUCGCCUUCCUCGCCCGCCACGGUCUGCACCACCAGUUUGCUCCUCACGAGGUGCCCGCCCGCGCCAACAUCGCCGCCCUGCGCUCCAUCGGCGUGCGCUGCGUCAUCGCAUUCUCGGCGGUCGGCAGCCUGCGCGAGGAGAUCAAGCCCAUGGACUUUGUGGUCCCGGACCAGGUCAUCGACCGCACCAAGGGCGUGCGCCCUUUCACCUUCUUCGAGGGCGGUGUCGUUGGGCAUGUCGGGUUCGCGGACCCGUUCGACAAGGGGCUCGCCGAGAUCGUGAAGAAGUGCGCGGCGCACAUGCAGGGUGACGGAGUCGUUCUACAUGACAAGGGAACCAUCAUCUGCAUGGAGGGCCCUCAGUUCUCCACCCGCGCCGAGUCGCACAUGUACCGCUCCUGGGGCGGCAGCGUUAUCAACAUGUCGGCUCUUCCUGAGGCCAAGCUCGCCCGCGAGGCCGAGAUGGCCUACCAGAUGAUCUGCAUGGCUACCGACUACGACUGCUGGCACUCAUUCGAGGACGUCGACGUCGCCAUGGUUAUGAAGUACAUGGCCGCCAACGGCGAGAACGCCAAGCGCCUCGUCGGCGGUGUCCUUGACGAGCUGUCUAAGCAGGAGAACAGCAACCUAGUUCUCGCCAAGCAAUGGGAGGGUUCCUCGCAGGGCGCCGUCAAGUUCAUGACCAAGCCCGAGGGUCGCGACCCUGAGGCCAUGAAGAGGGUCGAGUUCCUCUUCCCUGGCUUCUGGAACUAG